Molecule: messenger RNA, 2223 nt
Organism: Salarias fasciatus (jewelled blenny)
Lineage: Eukaryota; Metazoa; Chordata; Actinopteri; Blenniiformes; Blenniidae
Gene: onecut1
Product: one cut homeobox 1
Exons: 2
Coding region: 112-1473 (453 amino acids)
Biological process (GO): regulation of transcription by RNA polymerase II
Cellular component (GO): nucleus
Molecular function (GO): DNA-binding transcription factor activity, RNA polymerase II-specific; RNA polymerase II cis-regulatory region sequence-specific DNA binding
Source: RefSeq, a predicted model, not a curated record
AAAAAGAAAAGCAACAAAAGAAAAUUGAAGUUUACUGGACGUGAGAACUUCUGGACGUCAGCUACCUGCGGCAGGUCAGAUAGAUGGUUGGUCCACAGCGCUGCCCGGAUCAUGAACGCACAGCUGUCGAUGGAGAAUAUUGGCGACCUGCACGGAGUGAGCCAUGAGUCCGUGUCCGGUCACGGAGAGCUGCUGAGCGGCCACAGUCCGCAUUCCCGUCCGAGCCCCCGGGGUCUGGGCCACCGAGCUAUGGGCAUGGCGACCCUGCUGGAUAGCGGAGACUAUCACCCCGGCCACCACGGACACCUGCAUCCAGCCAUCAGCAUGUGCGAAGCCCCCCCUGGCAUGAGCGCCAGCAGCACUUACACUACCCUAACCCCCCUGCAGCCCCUGCCCCCCAUCUCCACCGUGUCCGACAAGUUUCCUCCCCAUCACCACCACCACCAUCCCCACCAUCCGCACCCUCAUCCCCACCAGAGGAUCCCCGGGAACGUCAGCGGCAGCUUCACGCUGAUGCGGGAGGACCGGAGCCUGGCGCCCAUGAACAGUCUGUAUCCCGCAUAUCACCACAAGGACCCCUGCAUGGGGCAGAGCCUGUCCCCGCUGUCCGGCUCCGGUCUGGCCAGCAUACACACGUCUCAGGCCGGCAUCCCCCCUUACGCUCACCCCGGCGCCGCCAUGCCCGGUGAGAAGAUGCUCACCCCCAGCGGAUUCGAGGCUCACCACCCGGCCAUGCUGGGCAGACACGCGGAGCAGCACAUGAGCUCCACGGCGGGCAUGGUACAAAUCAACGGCCUCCACCACCACCCGCACGCCCACCUCGGCGCGCAGGGGCACGGCCAGGGGCUGGGGAACAGCCGGGAGCAGGCCUCCGGGCCGGGGCAGCAAGGGGGCGGCGGUGGAGGGGGUGGCGUUUCUGGGGGACAGAUGGAGGAGGUGAAUACCAAAGAGGUAGCGCAGAGGAUCACCACAGAGCUGAAGCGCUACAGCAUCCCUCAGGCCAUCUUUGCCCAGCGGGUCCUGUGCAGGUCCCAGGGGACCCUGUCCGAUUUGCUGAGAAACCCCAAACCCUGGUCAAAGCUCAAGUCCGGCAGAGAGACCUUCCGCCGCAUGUGGAAAUGGCUGCAGGAGCCUGAGUUCCAGCGCAUGAGUGCGCUCAGGCUCGCAGGUGAGCGAAGCCUCGCAUGUAAGCGUAAGGAACAGGAUCACGGCAGAAGUGAGCGGGGUAACGUGUCCAAGAAGCCCCGGCUGGUGUUCACAGAUGUGCAGCGGCGGACGCUCCACGCCAUCUUCAAAGAGAACAAGCGACCAUCCAAAGAGCUGCAGCUCACCAUUGCCCAACAGCUGGGCUUGGAGCUGGCCACAGUCAGUAACUUCUUUAUGAACGCACGCCGACGGAGCCUAGACAAGUGGGUAGACGAUGGCUCUGGUCAUCCAGUCAACUCUGGCCCCAACGCCUGCACCAAAGCCUGAAGACGGACUGAAUUGACCAACUCAUGGACUGACUCAACCUCGGUGGAAAAGCUUUAAAACUUUAGAGAAACAAAGAGAAACUUAAAAAGACCUUGAAGCAACAUUUUGCCCUUAAACCUGUACUAUAUUGAUAUUUAUAGUAUCCAAAGAUGAAAAAACAAACCAAAGACUUCUUGUUUGACCUGCUUUAAAAUGUUUGUUUCAGCAACACGUUUAUGUGUAACAUACUGCAAAAAGGCUAUAGUUUUACUCCCCCUCACACACACACACACACUCACUAUCAAUGGUCUCUAGCUUUACUACACCCUCCCCUCACCUCCCCACCCAGUAUCAAUCUGUCAUUCACCAUCCUUAUCUUUAAUCUGAUUGGUUGGUUUUAAUGAUGGGUCCCUAAAUGGAGGUCUAAUCAGCCUAUUGGCAGUCUGGCACGCAGCUGUCCACACCUUUGAAAAGUAGCUAGAAUGUGGAGCUCCGGUGGGAUUGGCCAAUCAACUUUAAAGAAAAAACAAAAUCCUACAGGAGCAAGUGGAUUGUUGGGUGGCCUCAUUUGGAUCAGCUGCCUGGACUGUCUGACUGUCUGUCUUACUUUUUUUUUUUUUAUAUAUAUAUCCUGAUGUCUGUCUUUCUAUCAAGCAUUCCAGACAGGCAGGGAAAUGUCCAUGUGUAGGCUGCUAACCCAAAACCAAAAACCUAAACCAAACCCAAAGAUGUAAACCCUGACCUCACCCCACAUGGUAGUGCUUUCUUCCA